AUUGAAAAAUAAUGUUUGUACACAUCUAUAAGUGUUGAAACGCUUUAUUGUAAUUAAAUAAAAUCAAAACAUUUCCCAAAUUCUCAAAAUCACCUAUCUAGACAUCUAAGAAUAAUAGAAAAACUUAAUUUGUUUAUUCUUAUCAGCGUUAAACUAUAUAUGAGUAAAUGUUAUCAAUUUUAACGAUAUAAUAAAUGUAUCGAUAUAUAAAAUGUCACUGAUAAAUUCUUUUUACCGGCACUGAUACAAAGUAAUUAGCAAUGCGAAAUGCACGUGUAGUGAGUGAUAUUUGUUUACAUAUUUUGUAUGUCAUAAUUUUAGCCUAUUUACAAAAUGUUUAAGUUCGUAUUUGAUGUAGAAGUUGAUAGCAACAAUCCAUUUGUUAAUAAAAAUUUAGAAAGCGAAAAGGAAGUAAUAAACACUUCAAGCAAGACUGAUCAAAGAGAAUGGUACAAAGCGGAGAAAGUUAGAAUUGGUGUGGAAACAUUGGAGAAUCUAGAUGUUUAUAAGUUGAAUGCUACCACUUUGAACAUAGCUGAUGUUCCUAUUCAACAUAUCGUCACAGGAUUUCUGAUUGAACAUAUAACAUGUAAUGAUAGUGAUAAUAAGGACAUUGCUGAAGCCGAACAAACGCACUCUGAUCUCAUACCAGGUGUUUAUGAAGGCGGUGCAAAAAUUUGGGAGUGUACCGAGGAUCUGCUUCAAUAUUUAGCCAAAAAUAUCAAACCGCAAUAUUGGGAUGGAAAACGUGUGUUAGAUCUAGGCUGUGGCGCUGGUUUACUUGGUAUUUACGCAUAUAGAUGUGGCGCUGUAGUGCACUUUCAGGAUUAUAAUAAAGAUGUACUAACACAAAUUACAAUACCAAAUGUUAUGUUAAAUGUAGAAACACAGACAAAACCUGUGGAUGAAAAGUCAAGUGCUAUUGAAACCGAAAUGAAAAUAGAAGAAAAUUUUAAUAUUGAAUUACUGGAACAAAAUUUACAUUUUUAUUCCGGCGAUUGGUGGGAAUACGCGGAACUAACCACAAAAAGUGCAGAAGACAAAACAAAUAAGUUUGACUAUAUUUUUACAUCAGAGACUAUAUACAAUCCGCAAAAUCAACAAAAAUUAUUGGACACAUUUUAUGCAAAAUUAAGCACCGACGGUGUUGUGCUAGUUGCAGCAAAAACAUAUUAUUUCGGUGUUGGUGGUGGACUGAGACAAUUCGAGGAACUGAUUACUUCUGAUAAGCGUUUCCAAUGUAAAGUGGUCUGGUCAAGUGUGCAAGGAGUUGGGCGAGAAAUAUUAGAAUUAAGAUUCAAAUAAUUAUUGUUGUAUAUUGAAAUAUAAGAAAUUAUAGAAAAUCGAUUGGAAUUUUCUAGAAUUAUAAGCGUGUUACUGCCUUGUAAAUGUGUAUGUGUAUUAAAAAAAUAAUAUCUAUUUGACAAUAAGAGAUUUUA
Messenger RNA from Bactrocera oleae (olive fruit fly), 1439 nucleotides. Its product is annotated as histidine protein methyltransferase 1 homolog. The record is from RefSeq and is a predicted model, not a curated record. Gene Ontology annotation, biological process: peptidyl-histidine methylation, to form tele-methylhistidine. NCBI's taxonomy places the organism in Eukaryota, Metazoa, Arthropoda, Insecta, Diptera, Tephritidae. Gene Ontology annotation, molecular function: protein-L-histidine N-tele-methyltransferase activity.